Messenger RNA from Pocillopora meandrina, 1153 nucleotides. NCBI's taxonomy places the organism in Eukaryota, Metazoa, Cnidaria, Anthozoa, Scleractinia, Pocilloporidae. The record is from the annotation of a GenBank genome assembly.
AUGAAAGAUAAAAAUGAAGCCAGGAGGGAGUUUGUUGGGAAGAAAUCAAUGAAGGAACAAAGAGAGUAUUUGCCCAUAUUUGCGAUUCGAGAAGAGGUACGGAGGAAUCUAUGUUAAGCUGUGAAACAUCUUUACGAUAUGUAAAUAAACGAUAUGUAGUGUCUAUUUUUGCUUAAUUUUGUGCAUUUGAACAGGAAUUUAGAGCUGUCGUAUUUGUUUAUUUUUCAAGAGAUCUAUACGGCCCCGGAUGCGGUGUUAUCUAAAAAUGUUAUGAACAAAAAAUUUCUCAUGCGAGGGCCGAGCAUGAUCGCGCGAGCAGUGUUAGAAAAAGUUGUACAACUCAGCCGUACGCCUCGCAAGAUGCAUGCUAGGAAAAACGUAAGAAGGAAGGAAGAGGGAGAUAAAUCGGCCGUCAUGUGAUGAAAUGGUUACUUAUUGUAAGUCAAGACGUACCGAACCAGCGCCAUCUAGCCCUCCCGCUUGUUAUUAAGUACAAGACACGAAGAACUCGUGUUGCGUGUGCUAAUUUGUGUUUUUAAUCUGGGGUAAAGCUACUGUAUCUGUUCCUUUCAGCUUCCGAACAUCGUGGGAGACAAUCUGGUCGUUAUUGCAGUUGGUGUAACAGGCUUUGGAAAAAGCAACACAGCUUAUACACAGGUAAGAAGAAAAGUGAAUCGCUCGACAGGAAAACAGCGCCGUUGUGAGGUUAUGCAUAACGAGUUGACGUCUGAAAAUGACAUUUUGACUCUUGUUGUCUCCUGUAAAAUAGGAAAUCUUUCUUUGCUUGGGUUGUAUGUAAUUACAAAAUAAUAGGGUCGCGGGAAAUUUGGUAUUUCUGCGUGGAGAUUAGGAAUCUCCGUGUGGCCAUGUAACGUUCUACCUUUGUCACCGCUACGGCUGCACAUUGAGGUUUAUGUUACUCUCGGUAAUUAUUGUUACUGCUUGUAACUUAUCCCAUGUGAGGUAAUCCUAGACUUUUUUCUUUUAGUACAUGCAUGAUGAUGGAUACACAAAUUAUGGAAUGUUUGGUUGUACACAGUCUCGUCGAGUGGCUGCCAUGUUAGUUGCUACGUGCUUAAGUGAAGAGUUCGGCUGCAAACUUGGUGAGGAAGCUGGUUACGCCAUUCGAUUUGAGUAUGUCACUUUCGAGGUG